Messenger RNA from Impatiens glandulifera, 1389 nucleotides. RefSeq names its product two-component response regulator ARR10-like. The record is from RefSeq and is a predicted model, not a curated record. The coding region runs from base 1 to 1389 and encodes 462 amino acids. Lineage: Eukaryota; Viridiplantae; Streptophyta; Magnoliopsida; Ericales; Balsaminaceae. Gene Ontology annotation, molecular function: DNA binding. The transcript is spliced from 6 exons. Gene Ontology annotation, biological process: phosphorelay signal transduction system; cytokinin-activated signaling pathway.
AUGGAUCAAAAUACCGAGUCGAAUAAGACGACUACUAGUGAAGACAAAUAUCAGUUCCUAGACAAGUUGAGAGUGCUUGUUAUCGAUGACAAUAUCGUCUGCCUCAAGAUUAUUUCCAGCUCUCUCGAGAAAUGCAAUUACAAGGUAAAAGCAACAACAAGGCCAACCGAAGCUCUGAAAAUAUUGAGAAAGAAAGAAGAAAUCUUCGACAUUGUGAUAACCGAUGUAAAAAUGAAUGAAAUGGAUGGUUUUCAACUGUUGGAAAUUAUAGGCCUUGAAAUGGAUAUUCCUGUCAUAAUGAUAUCUGCCUCGGACGACAUAGAAUUGGUGAUGAAAGGAGUGAGACAUGGAGCUCGAGAUUAUUUGGUGAAACCAGUUCGAAUGGAAGAACUAAAAAACAUUUGGCAGCAUGUUGUGAGGAAAAAUAUGUUUGAUCCUAAUCUUCCGAAGUUGACAGUACCAAAAACUGAAGAUACGAUAAAAACAAUACCCGUUGUUCAAUCUGUAGUUGACGAAGAAUUGUGUCCUUCCAAGAAACCGAGAGUUAAUUGGUCGAAAGUGUUACAUCAUAAAUUCAUUGAUGCUAUUGAGAUACUUGGUCCAGAUGCAUUUCCCAAAAAGAUACUCGAGUUCAUGAAUGAACCACAUUUGAGUCGCGAAAACGUUGCUAGUCAUCUACAGAAAUACAGAAAAGGGCUGAAGAAAGGAAAAAAAAGAUUAACAUCUGAAACAAAUAUAGUUGCUCAAGAUCCAAUAUCGACUAGACAAGACAUUAACAACGCUGUCAAGAUCAACAGUGUACCAUUCAACUCAAACAACAACUCAAACAACAAUCAAUGUUUGAUCCAACAAAACCAACACCUUCCAUCCACAUAUGGAAACUACUUCCAUCAAUCUACACCAAAUCCUUCUCCUUAUUAUAGAUCAUUCGCUUUCAACACGCCAAACACUAUUCCAAACCAUUCUUUACUUCCGAGCAUAGACUCUAGAUAUGCAUCAUUUGGUAGCGUUAUUAAUUCAACCGUCAAUAACUAUGUUGGAAUUCAUCAACCAUAUAAUCUAUCAUGUCCCAAUUCAUAUGAUGUUCCUAAUCUCCAAGUUACUAUUAGUCAUCCACCUCCAAUCGCUAUCCACAACAAUUCCGUUAUAAUGGCAUCGAGCUCGGAAAAUAUGACAGGCAUUGAGGCUCCACGACUCGAUGAUCAUUCCUUACUUAUGGGAGAAGGUUCGGUUGGUAAUACUUUCGUUGAAAAUGAUUGGAUCCAAAAUGGUAAUUUGUUGUAUAACCAACAACAACAUAUUGAUAGAAAAAUCGAAAUCGAUGCUUCUAUCGACGAUGACAUCAAUUUAAUUUUGACAGAGUUCAAUAAUUCCGCUCCAAUUCUGUGA